AUGGAUAAAAAAUCAGAUUGGUUGCUUGAUAGUGGUGCAUCGUCGCACAUGAGCCCUGAGCAAAAGGAUUUCCAUACUCAUAGAGAGUUGAAAGAGAUCAUUGGUGUUACAAUUGCUGAUAGUAAAUCACCCCAUGCGCUUGGUAUGGGUGAUAUUAACAUGCGAUGCCCUCAAGGUCGCAUAAUGAAACUAGUAGACGCUCUUUACAUUCUUGGAUUGGAUCGUCGACUACUCUCAGUUGCAAAACUUACCCAGAAGGGCCUCACGGUGAGUUUUGGUAUGAAAGAGUGUACAAUCUCUCGAGGAGAAGAAUUGAUAGCGACCGUCUACAAGCAAAUAAUGUGUAUCGUGUGA
Molecule: messenger RNA, 354 nt
Organism: Plasmopara halstedii
Lineage: Eukaryota; Oomycota; Peronosporomycetes; Peronosporales; Peronosporaceae
Product: polyprotein
Exons: 1
Coding region: 1-354 (117 amino acids)
Source: RefSeq, a predicted model, not a curated record